GCACAAAAUAAAUUACGUAUGGUUUCUGUUUUGUCAACAAAAAGUUGAGUUCAUUGCAUUUCUCGAGAAAAAAAGAAAAAUUCCAUUAAAAUAAGUAAAAAAAUAAACAAAGGGUAUUACAAAUUCAAAAAUAAUGACCGAAAUUAAAGAUGCUACUAUAAUUGUUAAAUGGAGUGGCAAAGAAUUCCCAAUAACCGAUCUAACAGAUCAGGACACAGUCGCUGUUUUGAAACAUGAAAUCUUUAAGAAAACACAAGUUCGUCCCGAAAGACAAAAACUACUAAAUCUAAAAUUUAAAGGCAAACUCGCUGCAGAUAAUGUUAAGAUCAAUUGUUUGGAAUUGAAGCCGAAUUUUAAAGUGAUGAUGGUCGGCUCGACGGAAGCCGAUAUCGAGGAUGCCUGUAAUCGCCCCGAAGGCAUGGCCGAAGUGAUUGACGACUUCGACGAUCCAGAAGAAAAGGAAGUGUCUGUAGAGAAUUCGGCGGUAUUCUUGGCCAAAAUCGCCAAACGCAUCAAAGACUACAAAAUCACAGUUUUCAAUCCACCGCGCGAGGGCAAACGUCUGCUGGUCCUUGACAUCGACUACACCCUCUUCGAUCAUCGUUCUUCCGCCGAAACAGGGGCCGAACUCAUGCGUCCGUAUCUGCACGAGUUCCUCACGUCUGCCUACGAAGAUUACGACAUAGUCAUCUGGUCUGCCACCGGCAUGCGCUGGAUCGAGGAGAAGAUGAAGCUGUUGGGUGUGAGUUCGCAUACCAGCUACAAAAUCAUGUUCUACUUGGACUUAAAUGCCAUGAUCACAGUUCACACAGCCGGCAGGGGAGUCAUUGAUGUGAAGCCUCUGGGCGUCAUUUGGGGCAACUUUCCGCAGUACAGUUCGAAGAACACCAUCAUGUUCGAUGACAUCCGGAGGAAUUUUAUUAUGAAUCCCAAGUGCGGACUCAAGAUUCGUCCGUUUCGACAGGCGCAUUUCAAUCGUCAGACUGACAAGGAACUCAUUAAGCUAGCCAAGUACUUGAAAGACAUUGCCGAAAAUUGUUGUGAUUUUAAUAAACUGAAUCAUCGUAAAUGGGAAAGCUAUAACGCUCGGAAGUAAAGUUUUGCUUUUAGUUACUUACUCCUAAGGUCGUUUUGGGCACCUUUUCUGAGUGCCGAUAUUCUCUUAACAGCAAUUGAUUUCUUACCUCAUUUUCAGUAAACAUUAUCCUAGCAUUAUCAUUUAGCGAACAGAAGUCAAAUGAGACGGGGAAAAAUUCGAAUUCAAUACAAAUUUCAAAAUCUUGUUCUAAAAAUGUGGAUUUUUUUAAAUAAAAAAUUAAAAUAUGAAGACUUCCCGCUUCGGAAUCUAGA
This is a messenger RNA of Eupeodes corollae, 1350 nucleotides long. RefSeq names its product ubiquitin-like domain-containing CTD phosphatase 1 (gene Ublcp1). The transcript is spliced from 2 exons. Lineage: Eukaryota; Metazoa; Arthropoda; Insecta; Diptera; Syrphidae. Gene Ontology annotation, biological process: protein dephosphorylation. Gene Ontology annotation, cellular component: nucleus. The coding region runs from base 134 to 1096 and encodes 320 amino acids. Gene Ontology annotation, molecular function: protein binding; protein serine/threonine phosphatase activity. The record is from RefSeq and is a predicted model, not a curated record.